AUGAAUGCUCUGGACUUUGCCUUCUUCUGCCUACUCAUUGUAGCAACUGAGUCCAAAAAGUAUCUAAAAUGCCAAUUGCAUGAUGAACUGAUAAUCCGAGGACUGGAUGGUUAUCAUGGUAUUGGUAUAGGACACUGGUUGUGUUUGGUCCUAUUUUCCAGUCAGUUUGACACAGCACACUACGAGUUUACAGAUGGCCAUCCAUAUUAUGGAUUAUUUUAUCUGAGUGGCUUAUUGUGGUGUGACAAUGGGAGGCAUCCCACAAAGAAUGGGUGCAAUAUUGACUGUGAGAAGUUCCUGGAUGACAAUAUCGCAGAUGAUAUUGAGUGUGUGAAGAAAGUUUCUGCAAGCAAGAAAGGGAUGUUUGUUUGGAAGACCUUUGAAGAAUACUGCAUACACCCUAUGCCUUCAAUAUUGUAUUGGGAAUGUAACAGGCAUUGA
Messenger RNA from Rhineura floridana, 441 nucleotides. RefSeq names its product lysozyme C, milk isozyme-like. The transcript is spliced from 4 exons. The record is from RefSeq and is a predicted model, not a curated record. Gene Ontology annotation, molecular function: lysozyme activity. NCBI's taxonomy places the organism in Eukaryota, Metazoa, Chordata, Lepidosauria, Squamata, Rhineuridae. Bases 1 to 441 code for a protein of 146 amino acids.